This is a messenger RNA of Catharus ustulatus (Swainson's thrush), 1475 nucleotides long. It is a transcript of the gene LRRC61, whose product is annotated as leucine rich repeat containing 61. The transcript is spliced from 2 exons. Gene Ontology annotation, biological process: outer dynein arm assembly. Gene Ontology annotation, cellular component: cytoplasm. Gene Ontology annotation, molecular function: protein binding. The coding region runs from base 47 to 880 and encodes 277 amino acids. Lineage: Eukaryota; Metazoa; Chordata; Aves; Passeriformes; Turdidae. The record is from RefSeq and is a predicted model, not a curated record.
GGGGCCUCGGGGCCGCCGGGAGCCGCCGUGCGGACCUCCCGCAGGGAUGGAGGGGCGCGGGGAGGAGGCGCCGGAGCCGGAGGUGUCGGAGCCAUCGGAGGAGGAGGAGGACGAGGAGGAGGAGGAGGAGGAAGGCUCCGGGGUGCGGGUGACGCCGGCGCUGCUGAAGGCCACGACGGGCGAGUUCUCGCUGGAGUCCAUCCUGCUGCUGCGGCUGCGGGGCCGCGGCAUCGCCCACCUGGGCUGCCUGGCCGACUGCUCCAACCUCGAGUGGCUGGACCUGUCCGGCAACGCCAUCGCGGGGCUGGCGCCGCUGGCCACGCUGCGCGCCCUGGCCGUGCUCAACCUGGCCGGCAACCGCGUGGCCAGCGUGGAGCCGCUGCGGGGCUGCCGCAGCCUGCGCCAGCUCAACCUGGCCGGCAACCGCCUGCGCAGCCUGCGCCAGCUGCGCUGCCUGCAGGGCCUGCGGCACCUGGAGAGCCUGCGCCUGCGGGACCCGCUGGGCAACCUGGGCAACCCGCUGUGCGCCGCCCCGGCCUACCGCGCCGCGCUGGCCGCCAUGCUGCCCGGCCUCAAGGCCAUCGACGGCCAGCGCGUGGCCGGCCGCGGCAGCGAGCUGUUCCGCCUGUGCGGAGAGCUGGACGCGGCGCUGGACAGCGAGGCCGCGCCCGCGGUACCCGCGGAGCCGCCGCAGCCCUGGGUGCAGGCCGGGUUUUGGGAGCCGCGGCCCGCGCGCCGCAGCGCCGUGCUGGAGGAGGCCACGCGGCAGCUGGGCCAGGCCCUGCGCGAGUGCCGCGAGCUCGGCCGCCGCGCCGACGACUCCAUCGCCCAGGCCCAGCGCGCCCUCGGCCGCCGCCACCACGGCAACUUCGGCUUCUGAGCGCGGCGGCUGGGGCUGGGGGUGCCCGGAGCUGCCAGAGCCCCCUGGAGCUGUGGGAACCCAAAGAUGGGACGGGAGGAACCCCAAAGCUGACACAGCUCAAAGCCAUCGUCAUCUGAGCCACGGGACCCCAAAAACGGGGCCAGCAGAGCCCCGAGCCAUAACAGGCUGGGCUGUGGGAUCCAAAGCCAAGGCUGGGACACCCCCAGAGCCAUCACGAGUCCAGCUCCUCCAUCCUCUGAACUGCGAGACCCCAAAAACAGGUGUAGGAGACCCUCAGUGCCACCCAUGCCCACCUUCAUUUUCCUAGCCAAAGAUCCCAAAAAUGGAUCCAGGAAAAGCCCCAGAGCCCACGCUGUCACUGUCAGACCCCCCGAGCCACCACAAGCCUGGCUCCUUCAUCUGCUGAGCUGUGGGACCCCCACACUGGAGCCAGGGUACCCCCAGAGCCACCACAGCCCACAGCAGGACUAUGGGACCUCCCCAGUGCCACCACAGGAUCCCCAGGGAGCACCAGAGGAGCUCAGCCCCGGCUGUGGGACAUCUCGGGGACAGGGGACAUGGUGGCACUGUGCAUUAAACGUGUCCCACCCUC